UGAUUUUCAAAGUGCGCAAAUUCGUACAACUUAACCUUUUCUCUUGCUUUGCAUGAUAUAUAUACAUAUAUACAUAUCGGUUAAUACUUUUUUGCAUAUUUAAAUGAUAUCCCCUGUCGAAUGUCUGUCGCCCGUUACGCAUAUUUGUUCUGCCUGCUGUCGCAGACCGGGGUCAGUUGUCAAUUUGAAAAGUAGUGUGUGAGGAAUGCGAAUGAAACCUUAGAAAUUAAUUUAUCACACUUUUGCAGUGCCGCCCCGCCUCGCAUUCGUGUAAAUAACUUUGUUUUGCUACAAAAGAACCAUAAACCAAAGAAAUUCCCAGCAUUUAUUGCAUAAUGCGAUCAGGUUUAUUUUAAUAAAUUCGGAAAAUUCGAAAAAUGACAUGGACUGCAGAGCAAUGUGUCGCAAAACACUGCACUACAUACUCGUAUUACCUACUAUUAAAAUUCAAAGUUAAGUUGUGUGUUCAUAAUGCAAAAAAUUAUUAAUCAAUUGGGAAAAUACAAAUGCCUGAUUGCAGUCGCAAUCAUUCUGCAUAUAGUCGAGAAAUCGAUUUUGCUGUGCAAUUGUGUUCAUGGUUUCAGAAACAAUACGGAGAGCGCCGAGCUGGUUUCCCAUUACGAAUCGAGUCUAUCGCUGCCCGACAUAUUGCCAAUACCUUCGAAAACAUACGAUAAGAAUCGUGCCCCCAAGCUUUUGGGUCAACCAACAGUGGUUUACUUCCAUGUAACCGUACUUUCCCUGGAUUCAAUUAAUGAGGAAUCCAUGACCUACGUGACGGACAUAUUUCUUGCACAAAGCUGGCGCGAUCCUCGACUAAGAUUACCCGAGAACAUGAGCGAACAGUAUCGUAUCCUGGAUGUGGAUUGGCUGCACAGUAUUUGGCGGCCCGAUUGCUUCUUUAAGAAUGCGAAAAAGGUCACUUUCCACGAGAUGAGCAUACCGAAUCACUAUCUUUGGUUAUAUCAUGACAAAACGCUGCUCUACAUGUCGAAGCUAACGCUGGUUCUGUCCUGUGCCAUGAAAUUCGAAUCCUAUCCGCACGACACACAAAUCUGUUCCAUGAUGAUUGAGAGUUUGUCCCAUACAGUGGAGGACUUGGUCUUUAUUUGGAAUAUGACCGACCCACUUGUGGUCAAUGCGGAGAUAGAGCUGCCACAAUUGGACAUUUCCAACAACUAUACGACGGAUUGCACUAUAGAGUACUCAACCGGCAACUUCACCUGCCUAGCCAUUGUGUUCAAUUUGAGACGACGUUUGGGCUACCACUUAUUUCAUACAUAUAUUCCCUCUGCUUUAAUUGUGGUCAUGUCGUGGAUAUCCUUUUGGAUUAAGCCGGAAGCCAUACCGGCUCGAGUCACCCUCGGCGUAACAUCCUUGCUCACACUGGCCACUCAGAACACCCAGUCCCAACAGUCGCUGCCGCCCGUGUCGUAUGUCAAGGCGAUAGACGUCUGGAUGUCAUCCUGCUCAGUGUUUGUCUUUCUAUCCCUGAUGGAGUUCGCUGUUGUGAACAACUUCAUGGGCCCCGUGGCCACCAAGGCCAUGAAAGGCUAUUCGGAUGAGAAUAUAACUGAUAUGGACGAUCUAAAGCAUCACCAUCGUGAAUCGAUCAUUGAGCCUCAAUACGACACUUUCUGCCAUGGCCAUGCUACAGCCAUUUAUAUAGAUAAAUUCUCGCGCUUUUUCUUCCCAUUCUCGUUCUUCAUACUCAACAUUGUCUACUGGACAACGUUCCUAUGAUGAAUGAUGAAGGAAGCGACGAUAUACACUGCAAACACUUCGAAGCGAUAAUAAAUACCAAUCAAAUACCAAGCGCAUUUGUUUAAAAAUGUAUAUUAUAUCGUUUUUAGGCCACAAAUAAUUGCAUUAAAAAUAUGUAUUAUAUAUUGAUUUACUAUAUGUAUAUGGUAAUAAAUAAAGCAAAGCGUUUAAUCAUA
Drosophila pseudoobscura is the source of this 1940-nucleotide messenger RNA. It is a transcript of the gene HisCl1, whose product is annotated as Histamine-gated chloride channel subunit 1. The transcript is spliced from 6 exons. Gene Ontology annotation, molecular function: transmembrane signaling receptor activity; excitatory extracellular ligand-gated monoatomic ion channel activity; chloride channel activity. Gene Ontology annotation, biological process: regulation of membrane potential; chemical synaptic transmission; signal transduction. NCBI's taxonomy places the organism in Eukaryota, Metazoa, Arthropoda, Insecta, Diptera, Drosophilidae. The record is from RefSeq and is a predicted model, not a curated record. Gene Ontology annotation, cellular component: neuron projection; plasma membrane; synapse. Bases 472 to 1743 code for a protein of 423 amino acids.